This is a messenger RNA of Scleropages formosus (Asian bonytongue), 5092 nucleotides long. It is a transcript of the gene iqgap3, whose product is annotated as IQ motif containing GTPase activating protein 3. Gene Ontology annotation, biological process: mitotic actomyosin contractile ring assembly actin filament organization; regulation of GTPase activity. The record is from RefSeq and is a predicted model, not a curated record. Gene Ontology annotation, cellular component: cell cortex. The coding region runs from base 173 to 5092 and encodes 1639 amino acids. The transcript has 38 exons. Gene Ontology annotation, molecular function: actin filament binding; GTPase activator activity; calmodulin binding. NCBI's taxonomy places the organism in Eukaryota, Metazoa, Chordata, Actinopteri, Osteoglossiformes, Osteoglossidae.
UUCGCCUUCGGAUCUGUUUCGAAGGAGUGUCUUUGCUUGCUGUUACGGGAUCGAAAGAAAUUGUUUUCAUGAAAACUGAAACAUCCUAAUUUUCAUUGUACAAAAAAGAAUAAUAUCUGAGAAAAGGGAAAAGUGAACUUUCAGAGCUGUCCACCACGUCACACGAAGAAAAAUGGGAGACUCGGGAGGGCGACAGACGCGUGCAGUCCAUGAGCGUUUGACUGCAGACGAGAUGGACGAGCAGCGCAUCCAGAAUGUGGCCUACCAGUACUUGUGCCGCCUGGAGGAAGCCAAAAGAUGGAUGGAAGCAUGUCUUCAUGAGGAUUUGCCAGCCCCAACUGAAUUGGAAGAAGGUCUUAGGAAUGGAGUGUGGCUGGCUAAGCUGGGUCAUUGUUUUGCCCCCAAAAUAGUCCCACUUAAAAAAAUCUAUGACUUGGACCAGGAAAAAUACAAGACAGCAGGACUGCAGUUUCGACAUACCGACAAUAUCAACCAUUGGCUUAAUGCCAUGGCAGAGGUUGGGUUGCCCAAGAUCUUCCAUCCAGAGACAACAGACAUUUAUGACAAGAAGAAUAUGCCCCGCACUGUGUACUGCAUUCAUGCUCUCAGCCUUUACCUAUUCCGACUGGGGUUGGCUCCACAGAUCCAUGACUUGUGUGGAAAGGUCAAGUUUACAGAGGAAGAGAUCAACAAUAUGAAGCGAGAACUGGACAAGUACGGCAUCCAAAUGCCAGCUUUCAGCAAGAUUGGGGGCAUCUUGGCCAACGAGAUGUCUGUAGAUGAAGCUGCAGUGCAUGCAGCAGUUAUUGCCAUCAACGAGGCAGUUGAGCAGGGCAUUCUGGAAGCCACAGCCCAGGCCCUGCGGAACCCCAAUGCUAUGAUGAAUGGCCUACAGGAGCCUCUCAUGUCUGUGUACCAGGAGAUGCUACGCCAAGCUCGAGCUCAGAAGGCGGCCCGUGCCCGCAGGGUGAACGGCUUGGAGCAGGACAUCUAUGAGGAAUAUUUAACCCAAAAAGAGAUCCAGGAAAACAUCAACAAAGUCAAUGUUCGUGCAGCAGUGGAAAAUGUAGAUGAAACACUGGAGUUUGGGGAUUCCCUGGCUCUGUUCUCAGCACUGCAGGCACCCUGCCUUGCUCUGCAGGAACUCCAUAGGGAACAUGGCCCAUGGUACCUGGAGCAAUUAGUAGCUGACCGGGAGCAGAAGGCCCUGGACUUGGGUUGUGUAGACCCUCUGGACCGUGAGGAAAUUCAAGAGGGAGUCUUCAUGGCAAACGAAGAGGCUCUGCGUUCUCUUGCCAUGCAGCAGGCAGUGGGUGCCAUCAACAAGGCCUUGCAGCAGGGUGAGGCUAGAACUACUGUGCGAGCCCUAAUGAACCCAGACGCUCAGCUUCCAGAUGUGUACCCCUUUGCCUCUGAGCUGUACCAGCAAGAGCUUGCCCUCUUGCAGGCUCAGAGCCCUCAGGGGGAGCUGCAGCAGGAGGAGCUGUUUGUGGCAGUUGAGAUGCUGUCUGCAGUGGCUUUGAUCAACCAGGCCUUGGAGGUGAAGGAUGCUGGGGCCUUCUGUGCUAGGCUCAUCAGCCCAGCUGCAGGGUUAACCGAUACAGAUGACAGCUUGUUACAGAGAUACUUUGAGGAGCUGUGUAAACGGAAGAAGCAGGCAGGAAGAACCUUGCUGACAUGGAAUGAGCUCCAAAUGGGACUCAAUGCUGUCAAUACCGAAGUACAGGAAGAGCAUGACCAGAUCUUAACUAUUGGGAUUAUCAAUCAGGCCUUGUGCCGCAGUGACCCCCACAACACCCUUGCUGCACUUCUGCUGCCCUCCAGUGGUCUUAAGGAGGUAGAGCCUAAGACAGCCAAGCGUUACCAUGAUGUGCUGACUUCUAUGAAGAGGCGUAAAGCAGAGGAGACGAGAGACCCAGGAGCAGAGCUGUGGUUGGCUGACAUCCAGGAAGGUGUACAGCAAGCCAAUAAGGACACUCAGAGAGCACUCAAGAUGUCCUUAAGCCUGGCAGCAGUGAACCAAGCAGUGAAAGAAGGCAAAGUGUCUCAAACACUGCGUGUCCUUCUUCUGCCAGAGGUGGCGCUACGAAGCGUGGUGGCAGAAUGUGCUGGUGGAUAUCAGGCUGAGUUGUCAGCCUUGUACAAAGCCAAAGCUACAGGUGGUGACAAUCGCAGUCUCUGGGUACAAAACAAAAUGCAAGAUGGGAGCUCUUACUACUACCACCUGCACAAGCUGGAGGGCACCUGGGACCGACCUCAGGGCUUUGUGCACAACAGCUUAUAUCUAGGCCGUAAGGAUAUUCAGGCAGUGAUAUCCAGAGUGACUGUGGCACACAGUCGUGAACUCCAGUGGAAGGCCAGUGAGCCCAUGCUGGUGCAACUGCAGGCACAGAUGCGAGGCUACCUAGUUAGACAGCAAUUUGGUGCCCGUCUGAGUUUCCUGCACACCCAGUUGCCUGCAGUUAUCACCAUACAGUCCCACUGGAGAAGAUACAGGCAGCAGCAAGCCUACAGAAAGAGACUACAAUACCUCUAUAAGAAUUGGAGAGCUGUUGUUAAGAUUCAAGCUUGGGUGAAAAUGUGGUUAGCCCGACGAAGGUACCUAGCUCGGCUGAGGCACUUCAGGAGACAUGUAGGAGCUAUUGUAAAGAUUCAGGCUUUUUUCCGAGCAAACAAGGCCCGCGAGGACUACAGAAUGCUGGUGCACUCCCGCACGCCCACACUCUCUGUGGUACGGAAGUUUUCGCACUUGCUGGAACAGGGUGACUCCGACAUCCGUCAGGAAGGGGAGCUGCUUCGCCUGCGGGAGGAGGUGGUGCGUACCAUCCGCUCUAACUGCCAGCUGGAGGCUGACCUAGAUCUGAUGGACCUGAAGAUUGGUCUUCUGGUCCGGAAUCGGAUCACGCUACAGGAGGUUGUGUCCCACUGCAAGAAGCUGACCAAGAAGAACAAGGAGCAGUUGUCUGACAUGAUGGCUCUGGACAAACAUAAGGGGCUCAAGUCAUUGAGUAAAGACAAGAGGGAAAAGCUUGAAGCUUACCAACAUCUGUUCUACCUGUUGCAGACCCAGCCCCUGUACCUGGCCCAGCUGAUCUUCCUCAUGCCCCAGAAUAAGUCAACACAUUUCAUGGAGACGGUCAUUUUUACCCUCUUCAACUACGGCUCUGACUGUAGGGAAGCCUAUCUCCUGCUGCAGCUCUUCACCACAGCCCUACGGCAUGAGAUCAAACUAAAGGUGGAUCAGCCCCAGGAGCUGGUCAUGGGAAACCCCACUGUUGUCAAAAUGUUGGUCAGCUUCUACCGCCAUGCAAGGGGUCAGAAUGCACUUAGGGACAUCCUGGGGCCUGCCAUCCGCGAGGUGCUGCAGGACCGCGCACUCAGCAUCCGCACUGACCCCAUUGAGAUCUACAAAAGCUGGAUCAAUCAGAUGGAAUCCAAGACUGGCCACAAAAGCUCCCUGCCUUAUGAAGUGAGUGCUGAGCAGGCCCUCAGCCACCAGGAAGUACAGCGCCGCCUGGACAUUGCCAUCACCAACCUGAAGACCCUGACGGACCGCGUGCUAAAUGCUAUCACUUGUAAUCUGCACAAACUGCCGUAUGGGAUACGGUACACUGCAAAGGUCCUGAGGGAGGCACUGCAAGAGAAGUUUCCUCAGGCUAGUCAAGAUGAGCUGUAUAAGGUUGUGGGAAACCUGCUGUACUACCGCUACAUGAACCCAGCAGUGGUGGCCCCGGAUGGCUUUGAUGUGGUGGAGUUCUCUGCAGGCUCUGUUUUGGUGCCUGACCAGCGUCGGACCCUUGGCUCCAUUGCGCGCCUCCUCCAGCACAGUGCCGCCCACAAGCACUUUGAAGGCGACAGUGCUCAUCUCAGGGCCCUUAAUGACUACAUCACUGUUACACAUGCCAGGUUCAGCAAGUUCCUGCGGGCUGCUUGUGAUGUCCCAGAGCCAGAGGAACGUUUCAAUAUUGAUGAAUACUCUGAGAUGGUUAUCCUGAACAAACCAGUCAUCUAUAUCUCCAUCAGUGAGCUCAUCAACACUCAUAAGCUGCUGUUGGAGCACCAGGACUCCCUGUGUCCAGACCCCUCUGAUCCCCUGCUGGAGUUGCUGAGGGACCUUGGGAAUGUGCCUUCCAUCCAAGAUCUUGUUGGGGAGGGGGUGGCCAACAGUGGGGAUCCCAAUGCAGAACAAAUCUUAGCUCAGUACAGCAAAUUGGAGGUGUCUCUGACACUUACCAGCAAGUUUGACAUUUUCCGGACCUCUGACGAUCAACCUGAUGCAAGGGGGAUACUACUCAGCACCAAGCAGCUCAUCAUUGAUGUGAUACGCAACCAGCCUGGGGAUACACUGAAUGAAAUCCUGCGUGCUUCUGUGUCUAAGGACCAGGAAGCACAGCACUGUUGGAUGAUGAAGCAGAGAGCUCAGCUUGAUGCCCGCACACCAGAGAAGAUGAAGAGAAACAAGUCCUUGAUAGCUGAUGGCAACCUGUCUCUGGAAGAGAAGAAAAGGAAAAUCCAGCGUAGCCUCAGGAGGCUGGAGGCCCUGGGAGUGCUGACCCCGCCUGACAUAGAGGCUCAGAUCCUGCAGCUCAUCGCUAAGGAUAUCCGGCAUCAGCGUCUGUACCGUCAACGCCGCCAGGCUGAGCUGGUAAAGCUAAGGCAAACCUUAAACAGUCUUCACUGCAAGAGCUCCUUCCACAGUGAGCAGGUGGACUACUACAGUCAAUACAUCACCACCUGUCUGGACAACUUCACCUCCAAGAACAGCAAGGUCAGUGGGAAGAAGAAUAAGCAGCUUGCCCUCAUGUACACUGCUGCCCGCCUCCAUGAAAAGGGUGUGCUGCUGGAGAUUGAAGACCUACCUGUCACACAGUUCAAGAACGUGAUCUUCGAUAUUGUACCCAGUGAAGAGCGAGGUACGUUCCUAGUGAAGGCUCGCUUCAUGGGAGUGGACAUGGAGAAGUUCCCUCUUAAAUAUCAGGACCUGCUGCAGCUGCAGUAUGAGGGUGUUGCUGUUAUGAAGAUGUUUGACAAGGCUAAAGUAAACGUCAACUUGCUCAUCUUUCUCCUCAACAAAAAGUUCUUCAAGAAAUGA